This is a messenger RNA of Centruroides sculpturatus (bark scorpion), 984 nucleotides long. RefSeq lists its product as uncharacterized. NCBI's taxonomy places the organism in Eukaryota, Metazoa, Arthropoda, Arachnida, Scorpiones, Buthidae. Bases 479 to 934 code for a protein of 151 amino acids. The transcript has a single exon. The record is from RefSeq and is a predicted model, not a curated record.
UCUAAAUUGGGUUGGAUUAUCUCAGGCAAGGUGACCUUUGAAUCCCAUGAGCCCAACAGAGUUGUGGUGAACCAUUCGUGUGUAAAUACGGAUGAGUUAGUGAGAUCAUUUUGGGAACUUGAAAAUAUUCCCUCAUCUCGAUUAUUAAAUACUGAGGAAAAGUUGUGUGAAAUUCAGUUCAAGAAAAAUGUUUGGAGAGAUGAUCACGGAUGAUAUUAUGUUGCAUUACGCUUUUAACCCGAUAGAAAGGUGUUAGGAAAUUCUCGUGUUGCUGCCCUUAGAAGACUUUACAGUUUAGAAAGGAGAUUCGCUACGAUACCAGAUAUCUAUAAUCAGUACCGACAAUUUAUGCAGGAAUAUUUGUCGUUAGGACACAUGGAGUUAAUCUCACCUAAUUGUAAAGACUUAGAAAAUCAACAUUAUUAUAUCCCUCACCAUUAUAUAAUUUCAGAGAUUAAAACCUAUUUCAAUUCCAAGGAUGGAAUUAUGUGCAGCAGUUUUAUUAGUUCAUUUGGUGCAAGCAAUACAAGGUGCAUUUCAGAUUAAAAUUAAUUCUAUAUUUGCAUGGAGUGAUUCAACCAUAGUGCGUUCUUGGUUAAAGGCUAAUCCUUCUAGGUGGCAAGUAUUCGUCGCCAACAGAGUAUCAGAGAUACAAUCCAUUCUGCCUGCAGAAAAUUGGAAUCACAUUGACAAAAACAAAAAUCCUGCAGAUUGUGCAUUACGUGGACUCUUACCUUCAGAACUUGUAGAACAUGACUUAUGGUGGAAUGGCCCAAAAUGGCUGAUGUCCAAUGACAUCCCAUUUACCAAGAAUAUACCUAUUUGUGAGGCAGCAUUAAGGGAGGAGCGUAAACAUGCUACUUGUAGUGUUAGCACAAACAUAGAAGAGCUGCCUGUCAUUAGUAAAAUAUCAUCAUUUGUAAAACUUCAGUGAAUCAUGGCAUGGUGCCUAAGAUUUAUAACAAAUGCAAAAUUAACACCUCC